GGAAAAUCCUUUCUAAGGCAACGACUGGUGGUGGGAGUAUGAAGAGGGGAUACGACACUACAGCAAGGAGGCCCUCAAUAAGGAGUUUCCAGAGAAGACUCGGCCGGUGAGCUUCAAACAUCCUCUGUUCCAGUGUCCUGACAUGAGCCCGUCCCCCUCCGUCCCCUCCUCAGUUGAAUUCGUGAAAGCGGCCGAUAUCAAAGUCGUCUCAGCCUUAGGGGAUUCUCUGACGACAGCCAUAGGCGCCAACGCCACCACUGUCCUUGGGAUCCCUAUUGAGUUUCGUCACGUGUCCUGGAGCAUCGGAGGCUAUGGGACAUUUGAAGAUGUCAUUACUUUGGCAAAUAUUAUCAAGCUGUUUAACCCUAAUCUUCUGGGCGCUGCUCCUGGUAAGACCGUUCAUGGGAUGCAGGCUCAUAUCAGUGAAACCGGCUUCAACCUGGCUGUGACUGGACACAACACCUUCAAUCUGCCUGGCCAGACGAGGCAUUUGAUCGACACACUCCGAGGUUAUGAGGGUCUAAACUUUGAGGAGGACUGGAAGCUUCUGACCAUCCUCAUGGGCAUGAAUGACAUCUGUGACUACUGCAAAGAUAAAGCUUUGUUUUCAGUGGAUAAUUUCAUUCAUUACAUGACCAUGUCCCUGGAGAUGCUUAUGAACGAGGUUCCUCGAAUGAUCGUUAACGUUGUUCAGAUCCUGCCCAUGGAGACUCUGAGGGAGGUGCAGAAACCCACCCCGGGGUGCCUGCUCCAGCGGUCUUUCUGUUCAUGUCUGAUAGAGCCAGUAGCGAAGUCUCCUGAACUGCGAGAGCUGGUGGAAGUCAACUUGGAGUUUCAGAAAAGACUGGAGGAGCUUCUCUACAGUGAUCGUUUCUUCAGGAAGGACUUUGCCGUUGUUCUUCAACCCUUUCUGAAGGACGCUGACCCUCCUCGCCUGCCGAGUGGAAAGAUUGAUAUGACCUUCUUCACUCACGACUGCUUCCACUUCACCAUAAAGGGACAUGAAGAGCUGGCCAAAGGACUGUGGAACAACAUGUUUCAGCCUCAGGGAGGAAAGAUGAUUGUGAGCAGUUUCUCCGACCCCAUCAGUCUCAUCUGUCCUCCUGCGGAACAUCCUUACAUCUUCACCCGACCGGUCGCUGCCCGGUCAGGUCAGCCCUGCCUCUGCUCUGAUGUUCUGUCACAGAAAACCCUCUUCCUGGUGCUCAUGCUCCUUGUAGGUUUUGAACAUCUUGGACUAAUGUAGCUUUAACUGUGCUCCACUGCUUGCACACAUCAUGGUGCUUAUUUUGAAGGACGCUAAAGAAAAUGUCCAAAAAUGUCGGUGUCAGUUUGUGAACCACAUUUUUACAUUUUUGCUUGCAGACAGACACAGAGUAAGGACGAUUUUAUUGCAGUAUAAUUUCAAAAACUCACAAAUAACACAUCGGUUUAAUGUUUUCUAUUGGGCAGAAGUUAGAGGUGGGGAGGAAUUUUCACCCUGGUGGGAGCAAUUUGUUCUGAAUGGAGCGAUUAUUGCCCUUGAGUACCAAUUUUGUUUAGUUGUCAUUAGAUUUUUCAGUUCUUUCGUGCACGGAGGAUAAAUCAGCAGCUCUGAGGGAUGGAACAACCCUCUUAUUUUUUUCAGUUCUGAUGCAACACAUUGUACAGAACAUUCUGAAGGAAAAGUCUUAAUUUGUGCUGCUUUU
This is a messenger RNA of Sphaeramia orbicularis (orbiculate cardinalfish), 1688 nucleotides long. Its product is annotated as phospholipase B1, membrane-associated-like. Gene Ontology annotation, cellular component: brush border membrane. The coding region runs from base 143 to 1246 and encodes 367 amino acids. Gene Ontology annotation, biological process: phospholipid metabolic process. NCBI's taxonomy places the organism in Eukaryota, Metazoa, Chordata, Actinopteri, Kurtiformes, Apogonidae. Gene Ontology annotation, molecular function: phosphatidylcholine lysophospholipase A1 activity; retinyl-palmitate esterase activity; A2-type glycerophospholipase activity. The record is from RefSeq and is a predicted model, not a curated record. The transcript is spliced from 15 exons.